This is a messenger RNA of Oreochromis aureus, 4355 nucleotides long. RefSeq names its product calcium-activated potassium channel subunit alpha-1-like. Bases 515 to 4228 code for a protein of 1237 amino acids. Gene Ontology annotation, biological process: potassium ion transport; transmembrane transport. NCBI's taxonomy places the organism in Eukaryota, Metazoa, Chordata, Actinopteri, Cichliformes, Cichlidae. The transcript is spliced from 32 exons. The record is from RefSeq and is a predicted model, not a curated record. Gene Ontology annotation, cellular component: postsynaptic membrane. Gene Ontology annotation, molecular function: large conductance calcium-activated potassium channel activity.
CAAAUGGAUGUGACAGAGGGAGUCGGAGAACGAGAAUUACGUACAAGAAUAAAACGGUCAUUUUUUUUUCCAACCCAAACGAUAUAUCCGUAAAGGAAACGACAAACUGCGGCCUUUGACGCGAGGACGGCAUUCAACAGUGCGCGGUGCUGAGCUCAAGUAGCGGACCUGCUGAAGGCUACGCUGUAAAAAAAAAAACAAGGUGGAGGAGUGAGUGAAUCGACUGGCGACGAUAGCACGCCUCUUCAGUGUAGUCAUAACGCCGCUGCAGUUUCAUCCAUCGGAUCUGUGAGGAAAACCGUGAGUUUUGAGGAGUUUGCGCAAGAAAUGUGAUUUUUACGCACACGUCUAACGGAUGACGCGCAAUCCCGGCCACGAAUGCGCAUCGUGAGGCGCACGACUGAGAUCUUAAUUUUAAAAGAAGUUUUGUUUUUUGGGGGGUUUUUUUUAAUUGCGAGUGUGGCUCUUGUGGACUUUAACUUUUACAUCUUUGCUUAGAGUGAAGCCAGAUGAGAUGGAAGAGGAGCGGAAGGGGCUGGCAGGUGACCAGAAGUCGGUAAUGCCGAAAAACAGGGAGAGAUUCAACCCGGACCCAUCCAUCCACAUAUCCAAGAUGAAUGUGAUCAUCCCGUUCUCACCAGAUGUGCCCUGUGACAACAACGGCCAGCGGAUGUGGUGGGCUUUCCUCGCCUCCUCCAUGGUCACUUUCUUUGGGGGUCUCUUCAUAAUCCUGCUGUGGAGAACUCUCAAAUACCUGUGGACCGUAUGCUGCCACUGUAACGCCAAAAAGAAGGAGGUCCAUCGGAUCACCACGGGCGAUGGUAUUAAACGCACGGACAAGGAUGAUGCAGCGGCCAGCGAGGUGGGCUGGAUGACCUCGGUUAAAGAUUGGGCCGGAGUCAUGAUAUCUGCUCAGACGCUGACAGGAAGAGUCCUGGUGGUGCUCGUUUUUGCACUCAGCAUCGGAGCCCUUGUGAUAUACUUCAUAGAUUCCUCUGAUCCCAUCGAGUCCUGUCAGAACUUCUACAAAGACUUCACGUUGCAGAUUGACAUGGCAUUCAACGUCUUCUUCUUGCUCUACUUUGGCCUCCGUUUUAUUGCUGCCAAUGACAAGCUGUGGUUCUGGCUGGAGGUGAACUCUGUGGUGGACUUCUUCACCGUUCCUCCAGUGUUUGUGUCAGUGUACCUGAACAGGAGCUGGCUUGGUUUGAGGUUUUUAAGGGCCUUAAGAUUGAUACAGUUCUCAGAAAUUUUACAGUUUUUGAAUAUACUAAAGACAAGCAACUCGAUUAAGCUGGUGAACCUGUGUUCAAUCUUCAUAAGCACAUGGCUAACUGCAGCAGGGUUCAUUCAUUUGGUGGAAAACUCAGGGGAUCCUUGGGAAAACUUCCAAAAUUCCCAGGCACUUUCCUACUGGGAAUGUGUCUACUUACUCAUGGUUACAAUGUCCACUGUUGGCUAUGGAGACGUGUAUGCAAAAACCACCCUGGGCCGCCUGUUUAUGGUCUUCUUCAUCCUUGGUGGUUUGGCCAUGUUUGCAAGCUACGUCCCUGAAAUCAUAGAGUUAAUAGGAAACCGCAAGAAAUAUGGUGGUUCCUAUAGUGCGGUUAAUGGGAGAAAGCACAUCGUGGUCUGUGGUCAUAUAACACUUGAAAGUGUAUCCAACUUUCUAAAAGACUUCCUACACAAGGACAGGGAUGAUGUCAAUGUAGAAAUUGUUUUUCUCCAUAAUAUUUCCCCUAAUCUUGAGCUGGAAGCCUUGUUCAAGCGCCACUUCACCCAGGUAGAGUUUUACCAAGGAUCUGUCCUAAAUCCACAUGACCUGGCCAGAGUCAAGAUUGAAUCAGCUGACGCCUGCUUAAUCUUAGCCAACAAAUACUGCGCUGACCCCGAUGCCGAGGACGCAUCCAACAUCAUGAGAGUAAUAUCUAUCAAGAACUACCACCCAAAGAUCAGGAUAAUCACUCAGAUGUUGCAGUACCACAAUAAGGCCCACCUUUUGAACAUCCCAAGCUGGAACUGGAAGGAGGGAGAUGACGCCAUUUGCCUUGCAGAACUCAAGCUUGGGUUCAUCGCCCAGAGCUGCCUGGCUCAGGGCCUCUCCACCAUGCUGGCCAACCUUUUCUCCAUGAGGUCCUUCAUCAAGAUUGAGGAGGAUACAUGGCAGAAGUAUUACCUUGAAGGAGUAGCCAAUGAAAUGUACACAGAGUACCUGUCCAGUGCCUUUGUGGGUCUGUCCUUCCCAGUAAUUUGCGAACUCUGCUAUGUGAAGCUAAAGCUGCUGCUGAUAGCUAUAGAGUACAAGUCUGAUCAAGGGGAAAGCAGCACCCUGAUAAACCCUGGAAACCACGUGAAAAUGCAGGAGGGGACCUUGGGCUUCUUUAUUGCCAGCGAUGCCAAAGAAGUAAAGAGGGCACUGUUUUAUUGUAAGGCCUGCCACGAUGACAUAACUGAUCCCAAAAGGAUAAAGAAAUGUGGAUGCAAGAAAUCCAAGACGCCUGCCUACAAGAAAAUGAAACUGGCAUGUUGUUUUGAUUGCGGUCGCUCAGAGCGGGACUGCACUUGCAUGCCGGUUAAUGUGCGUUGUAACAUGGACUCCCCUCAACGGGACAUCCCACUCUCUGCUGUCUCUGUUAAUGAUUGCUCAGCCACUUUACGUGCCUCUAAAAAUAGCUAUAAUGGAUAUAUCAAAUCAAUUCAAGAGGACCAACAAUCAGCACUAUCACCCAAAAAAAAGCAACGUAAUGGAGGCAUGAGGAAUUCUCCAAACUCCUCACCUAAGAUUAUGAGACAUGACCCACUCCUCAUCCUGGGAAACGAGCAGAUUGAGAGCAUGGACGAGAACGUAAAGAAAUACGACUCCACGGGGAUGUUUCACUGGUGCCCGUCCAAAGACAUUGAGAAGGUCAUCUUGACACGGAGUGAGGCAGCCAUGACUGUUCUGAGCGGUCAUGUGGUCGUGUGCAUAUUUGGAGACGUGAAAUCAGCGGUGAUCGGUCUCCGAAACUUUGUGAUGCCUCUGAGAGCAAGCAACUUUCACUACCAUGAGCUGAAGCAUAUUGUGUUUGUCGGCUCCCUUGAGUAUCUGAAGCGGGAAUGGGAAACUCUUCAUAAUUUCCCCAAAGUCUCCAUUCUGCCCGGCACACCGUUGAGUAGGGCAGAUCUGAGGGCUGUCAACAUCAACCUCUGCGACAUGUGUGUCAUUCUGUCAGCCAAUCAGAACAAUAUUGACGAUGCAUCACUGCAGGACAAAGAAUGCAUCUUGGCGUCACUCAACAUCAAAUCUAUGCAGUUUGAUGACAGCAUCGGGGUCUUGCAGGCUAAUUCUCAAGGCUUCACACCACCAGGAAUGGAUAGAUCAUCUCCUGAGAAUAGUCCAGUCCAUGGACUGGUGAGGCAGACCUCUGUCACCACUGGAGCAAACAUCCCCAUCAUAACAGAGCUAGCACCAUUAGCAAAGCCAGGCAAAAAACUGCCUGUGAUUUCAUUCAGUCAGGAUAAAAGCAGUGGGACCAGCAUACAAAUGAUAACUGAGCUGGUGAAUGACUCGAAUGUUCAGUUCCUGGAUCAAGAUGAUGACGACGACCCAGACACAGAGUUGUACCUCACACAGCCUUUUGCCUGUGGGACAGCAUUCGCAGUCAGUGUGCUGGAUUCCUUAAUGAGUGCGACAUACUUCAAUGAUAAUAUCCUCACCUUGAUCCGGACGCUGGUAACGGGCGGGGCGACACCGGAGCUGGAGGGGCUGCUGGCAGAGGAGAAUGCAUUAAGAGGUGGAUACAGCACACCACAGACCCUGGCAAACAGGGACAGGUGUCGCGUGGCACAGCUGGCCUUGUACGAUGGGCCCUUUGCCGACCUCGGGGAUGGUGGUUGUUAUGGUGACCUGUUUUGUAAAGCCCUAAAAACGUAUAACAUGUUGUGUUUUGGCAUCUAUCGGCUACGAGACGCACAUCUAAACACACAAAACCAGUGUACCAAACGAUAUGUCAUAACCAAUCCACCGUAUGCAUUUGAGCUGGUGCCCUCAGACCUGAUAUUCUGCCUGAUGCAGUUUGACCACAACGCUGGCCAGUCUCGAACCAGCCUCUCCCAUUCUUCCCAUUCAUCCCAUUCUUCAAGCAAAAAGAGUUCCUCCGUCCACUCUAUCCCCACCACCAACCGCACCAACCGAGCCAAAAGCAGGGACUCGCGAGACAAACAAAAAAAAGACAUGGUUUACAGAUGAGCAACAGAAUACCCACCAGAGGACCAUAAAGCUCAAGCCUGUGAAUACUCUCGCUGUCAAUCACAUCAGUCGAUAUACCGUACAUCCGCAAGCAGCUUGAUUCCACCCAUCAGAGAAGCAGAGCACA